AUGAUGCUCCCUCGUCUUCCGCCUCUGGCGGCCCUUUUCUCCCUUGCCGCCGCAGCUUUUAUCCCCGGAAUUCAAGAUUCGAUCUCGACCUCAAACCUAACAGGGCGAACUGCCCCCUAUGGCACCUAUAUCACGAAUUGUUACGUCCCUGGAACCGUGGCGAUCACCUUUGAUGACGGACCCUAUAUGUACACAGAGGAACUCCUCGACCUGCUCUCGAGAUACGGCGCAAAAGCUACCUUUUUUGUGAACGGCCACAAUCUCUACGGCAAUUACUGGCUUAUCCAGCGCAUUGUGAACGAGGGCCACCAACUGGCAUCGCACACGUAUAACCAUCCAGAUCUCACUACCCUCGAUGAGGCUUCAAUGAUCGACCAGAUGACGCGGCUCGAGGCUCAGUUUAUGGAGGCGGUUGGGGUGAUUCCGACAUACAUGCGACCUCCGUACCUUGCAGUCAACGACCAAGUCCUUGGCGUGAUGGCUGAUCUCGGUUACCACGUUGUUGGCGCAAGCGUCGACACCAAGGACUACGAGAAUGACCAUCCGGAUCUGAUUGGACGCAGCGUGGAGAGAUUCAAUCGCGAACUGGACCAGGGAGGAACAAUCGUCUUGGCGCAUGAUGUUCACGAACAGACGGUUCGCACGCUUUCGUCCAUCAUGUUAGACGAAGUCUUUGAACGGGGCUUACAGCCUACAACUGUCGGUGGUUGUCUUGGGGAUUACGGGUGGUAUCGCUAA
Molecule: messenger RNA, 738 nt
Organism: Aspergillus calidoustus
Lineage: Eukaryota; Fungi; Ascomycota; Eurotiomycetes; Eurotiales; Aspergillaceae
Source: the annotation of a GenBank genome assembly